AGUUUUGCUCAGAAUCCUGAUGAUGAAGCUUUUAUCAAACAGCAUGAAGGCCAUGACCGUCGUCAUGGUGAUGCUGUCUUUCCAUCAGCUCUCCUCCUCAUCGGCUCAGGAGUGUCCAUCCAGUCACGAGCUGCUGAACUCACUGCAGCAGGUGGAGAAGAUGCUGAUGGCCCAUGAGGCAUCAUACCAGCAGGGUCUGCUUUCCCUGAAGAAGAAGCUGGGCGCCUUGCACAACAGCACCAUGGCAAUGGUCAUGAACAGCACGAAAGGAUUCUGCUCCAGACCAGAAUCUCCUGCACAUGGCCAGAGACUGGGCCGGGUGUUUGGUGUUGGACAUGAAGUCCACUUCCUUUGCAAAACAGGCUACGAGCUGAUUGGCCCACGGACACGAGUGUGUCUGGAGUCUUUGAAGUGGAGCGGCCAGCAGCCGAUGUGCAAGCGUUUCAACAUCACCAGCAAGUCCUUGGCUGCCUCUCCUGUUGCUCGGUCCUCCUCACAGCUCUCUGCUUCUUUCAUCUCACCCUCUUCCUCACCAUCUCCUCUCUCGUCUUUGUCACCUACAUCUUCCCCUCCCUCCUUGUCAAUCCGCCAAUCUCACUGCACUCAUUUCCUGGGCUCCACCCGCUGCACCUGUGAUGUUGGUUUCACCAUAUCAGGCCACGACAGCAACACCUGCACAGAUAUUGACGAGUGUCAUCUUUUUCCUCUGGGUGCCCCUGGACAUCUCUGUGUCCAUCAGUGCGCCAACACGCCUGGAAGCUUCCACUGCUCCUGUCCAACAGGAUACAACCUCAACAAGGAUGUCCGCAGCUGCACAGACGUUGACGAGUGCGAGAGUCACACACACAACUGCACAGCGGAUCAGGUGUGCGUGAACACGUACGGCGCUUUCCAGUGUGUGAAGGUAGAAUGUCCCCACAUGGAAAAUGCCACGUACGUGAAGACGUCACCAAUGCGCUGUGAGAGGAACCCGUGCAUGCUGGGCGAUAACGCGUGCACUCAGGCACCAAAUUCCAUCUCCUUCCACUUCCUGUCUGUGGUCUCCAACAUGUCCGCUCCACGCGUGCUCUUCAGGGUGUCAGCCGCCCGCCCGCUGGGCGACACCCUGCGCUUCGGCCUGGCAGGAGGCCGUGGGCGGGGACAUCUCAGCGUGCAGCGGUCCGGCCGUCAGACGGGGACCCUCCUCCUGGUCACACCCAUCCAGGGUCCUGCCACGCUGGAGGCUGAGGUGGAGAUGAGCGAGCUGGAGCGCCACGCCCUGUUGGGCCGCUACCUGACUAAAGUCACGCUGUUUGUGUCCCCAUACGAGUUUUAGGAGCAGAAAUAGCAGCGUAGAGAUGAAACAACACUCAGAAUCCAGCCUCGGUGAAUCAUCACCGACACAGAGGUAUGGUGGACAUCCAGGGUGGCAGCUGGGGCCACGCAGGGGUCAGAAAGGAAAAAAAAAUGCUCUAGUUUUACUAAGAAGUGAUGCAGAUUAUUAGCCUAGUUAACAGGGUUUUAUAAAGAACUAGUAUGCACAAUCUGUCAUGUUUAGUUGUCAUGUUACAGGUUAAAUACGUCACAGGUUAAACACGUCGUACGUCACGUCAUAGACUCCAACGGAUGUCGAUCUUGUUUGACAUUUACUUUGGAGACCAAAUAUUCAGCACCAUCAAAACUAUUCCAGUUGUUAAUCCUCUUAGUUCAACCAAUAGUUUUCACCAAAUUUUACCAAAAUUGGAGGAACUUUAACCUUUGACCCCUGCACAAACU
Molecule: messenger RNA, 1755 nt
Organism: Thalassophryne amazonica
Lineage: Eukaryota; Metazoa; Chordata; Actinopteri; Batrachoidiformes; Batrachoididae
Product: fibulin-7-like
Exons: 7
Coding region: 20-1315 (431 amino acids)
Molecular function (GO): calcium ion binding
Source: RefSeq, a predicted model, not a curated record